AUGGUGUUCCCUCGUCGAACUUGUGCCCUCCCUCGCAAGUCUGCUGUCAGCGUUCCCACGCGGCGGAGUAUAGGGGGAUUGGCCAGUUUUCGUGUACCUCCCAUUCGCAAUGAGCCAAAUCCGACCUAUGCAAAGGGUUCUGUUGAGCGCUCGAAGCUUCAAGCUGCCUUGAACAAGCUGAAGAGCCAGGUGCCCAUCCAGGUGCCCCUUUCUAUUGGCGCUCAAGAGAUUCCUUCGAGCUUAACCCACACCCAAGGCAACCCAUCGGCGCACUCAGAACCCGUCGCCAAAUAUGCCCAAGCAUCAGCCGAGCAGGUCAACGAGGCCAUCGAAAAGGCUCUACAAGCCAAACCAACAUGGGAGAACAUGUCAUUCAACAACCGUGCCGCGAUCUUCCUCCGCGCCGCCGAGCUCGUUGCAACCAAGUACCGCUACGACAUCAUGGCCGCCACGAUGCUCGGACAGGGCAAGAACAUCUGGCAGGCUGAGAUAGACGCGGCCGCGGAGACGGCUGAUUUUUACCGCUUCAACGUUCACUACGCCUCGGAGCUGUAUAAACAGCAGAAUACCAUGAAUGAUGCCGGCAUGUGGAAUCGCCUCGAAUACCGUCCCCUGGAGGGCUUCGUCUACGCGAUCAGUCCCUUUAACUUCACGGCGAUCGGGGCUAACUUGAUCGCUGCGCCGGCGAUUAUGGGGAACGUUGUUAUUUGGAAGCCCUCGGACUAUGCGGUCCACGCGGGUUACCUGCAAAAGAAAAUCCUCGAGGAAGCUGGUCUUCCAGAGAAUGUCAUUCAAUUUUUGCCCGGUGACCCUAAGACGGUCACGGAUACUGUGUUGGAGCGUCCGGAGUUCGCGGCCUUGCAUUACACCGGCUCGACUGAAGUCUUCCGUGACUUGUAUGGCCAGAUUGCCGACGGUGUCCGCGCCGGCUGUUACGAUAGCUACCCUCGCAUUGUUGGCGAAACCGGCGGAAAGAACUUCGCAGUCGUUCACUCAAGCGCAGAUAUUCGCAAUGCGGUCGUGAACACCGUUCGCGGAGCCUUCGAAUACCAGGGCCAAAAGUGCUCUGCAACCUCCAGACUCUACGUCUCCGAGUCCGUAUGGCCGGAGUUCAAGAAGCAACUCGUUCGCGAAACUGAGCAGAUCAAGAUCGGUCGUCCCGAGGAGUUUGAGAAUCUCAUGGGUCCGGUUAUUCAUGAAAGAUCGUUCACCAAACUCGCCAAUGUUAUUGAUGACGCGAAGAAAGAUCCCUCAGUCACUCUACUGGCUGGUGGCACGACAUCCCGCGAGAAGGGCUGGUUCGUCCACCCGACGAUUUUCCAAGUCCAAGACGCUUCGCAUUCACUCAUGAAGAACGAGUUCUUCGGCCCCAUUCUAUCCGUGUAUGUCUAUCCCGACAGCCAAUUCGAAGAGACUCUGGCACAGGUAGACAAGGGUACCAAGUUCGGUCUCACCGGCGCGUUCUUCGCGAAGGAUCGGUCGGCGAUUGAAGUCGCGGAGAGGCUACUGCGUCAUUCAGCUGGGAACUUCUAUAUCAACUGCAAGAGCAGCGGAGCGGUGGUUGGCCAUCAGCCAUUCGGGGGCUCGAGGGCUAGCGGUACGAACGAUAAGGCGACGAGUUCAAACUUGGUUGCGCGUUUCGCGAGCAUCAGAAGUAUCAAGGAGGAUUUUCAGCUCGCGGAGGAGGUUGCUUAUCCUUCUAAUGAAGUUUAA
Aspergillus melleus is the source of this 1713-nucleotide messenger RNA. Its product is annotated as L-glutamate gamma-semialdehyde dehydrogenase. Bases 1 to 1713 code for a protein of 570 amino acids. Gene Ontology annotation, cellular component: mitochondrial matrix. Gene Ontology annotation, molecular function: L-glutamate gamma-semialdehyde dehydrogenase (NAD+) activity. Lineage: Eukaryota; Fungi; Ascomycota; Eurotiomycetes; Eurotiales; Aspergillaceae. The record is from RefSeq and is a predicted model, not a curated record. The transcript has 3 exons.